Canis lupus familiaris (dog) is the source of this 2106-nucleotide messenger RNA. It is a transcript of the gene OXER1, whose product is annotated as oxoeicosanoid receptor 1. The record is from RefSeq and is a predicted model, not a curated record. The transcript has a single exon. NCBI's taxonomy places the organism in Eukaryota, Metazoa, Chordata, Mammalia, Carnivora, Canidae. Gene Ontology annotation, cellular component: membrane. Bases 796 to 1956 code for a protein of 386 amino acids. Gene Ontology annotation, biological process: G protein-coupled receptor signaling pathway. Gene Ontology annotation, molecular function: G protein-coupled receptor activity.
GGGCAUUUCAGAGGCUCUCAGGAUUGUUCUGUCUGGGGGAGAAGCCCCUGGUCCCAGGUCAGUAGAAACUGGCAGGGGAGCCCUCCACGGGUGGAGGCCUUUCGUGGUGCACACGGACUUCAGGCCACCGGGGAUCUGGGAGUAACUACAGCAGGCUGACGGGCCGCCAACAGGCUUAUUCCACGAGGCCGUGAGCACCAUGGUCCCCGUGUCGGCUGGACUGGGACGAUGUCCUGUUGGCUCCACACUCCCUGCUGCCGGGGCUGGUGCGGGCAGGGAGGCAGCCGCUCAGUCUGUCCAUAUGAUGGGGGUAAGUAAGGGAGUAUAGGGUGGCCUGAGUGAUGCCGAGAGCUAUGGGUGGCCAGGACCAGCUCCAGCCUCCAGGCAAGCAAAUGUGUGACCCCUCAGGGCUGCGGACACUCUUCCCCACCUCACCCCAGCUGGGCCUCCCUCCCACCUCAGGGUCUCCCUGGGCCUCUGUUUCACCCCUGCUGAGCCCUGUUCUCCUCCUCUGCCAGGGGCAGCACAGACUCCCCCCACCCCCCUUCAGCAACCUCUCUGGCCAGGUCACUCAGUGGUAGGGGCAGGAAGAGGGGAAGAAGGGCUGAAGGUGUUCCCCUUUGCCUGUAAACAGAAAUGCUGGGUGUUUCUCAGUGGCUGCAAAGAUGCUGAUGAAAACCCCAGGAUAUUGAGUCAUUGUGGUGGCCAGCUGAUAGCAUCAUUCCACUUUGCCCUGAACGAGAGGCAGGGUAGGAAGCCUGGAAGCUUCUCUCAGGUCCAUGGCCCAAGCAGCCCAUGGAAUCUCAUAACCUGAGCUCUUCCUCUCCCCUCCUUUCCCUCCCUCCCUCCACUCUCCCUGCCUCCCUCCCACCCUCCCUCCCUCCCCUCCUGUCUUCAACUCCUUCUGCCUUCACCACAGACUUGGGGGCCCCCGGAGAGGCCUUGGGUUCCUGCCUCCCAGCCUCCUCCCACAUGGUGUCUGCCUUCCUGGCGCCAAUCCUGGGUGUGGAGUUUGUCCUGGGCCUGCUGGGCAACAGCUUGGCUCUCUUCAUCUUCUGCUUCCACACGCGGCCCUGGACUUCCAACACGGUGUUCCUGGUCAGCCUGGUCGUUGCUGACUUUCUCCUGAUCAUCAACCUGCCCCUGCGCGUGGACUACUACUUCCUGCACGAGCACUGGCGCUUCGGAGCCACCAUCUGCAAGCUCAACCUCUUCAUGCUGUCCACCAACCGCUCGGCCAGCGUGGUCUUCCUCACGGCCAUCGCCCUCAACCGCUACCUGAAGGUGGUGUGGCCCCACCACGUGCUGAGCCAGGUGUCCGUGUGGGCUGCCGCCAAGGUGGCCGCGGGGCUCUGGGGGAGCAUCCUGCUCCUCAACGGGCACCUGCUCCUGGCCGCCUACACCGACCACUCCUGCCUCAGUUACCGACUGGGAGCAAAGCCCUCGGCCUCAGUCCGCUGGCACCAGGCACUGUUCCUGUUGGAAUUCUUCCUGCCGCUGGCGCUCAUCCUCUUUGCCAUCGUGAGCAUCGGGCUUACCAUCUGGCGCCGCAGCCUGGGUGGCCAGGCGGGCCCGCAGAGAGCCGUGCGCAUGCUGGCCGUGGUGGUGGCUGUCUACACCGUCUGCUUCUUGCCCAGCGUCAUCUUCGGCUUGGCUUCCAUGGUGGCCUUCCGCCUGCGCGCCUGCCACGCCCUGGCCGUGUGCACACAGCUCUUCCAUGGCUCCCUGGCCUUCACCUACCUCAACAGUGUCCUGGAUCCUGUGCUCUACUGCUUCUCCAGCCCCAGCUUCCUCCGCCAGACCCGGGCCCUGCUGGGCCUCUCCCAGGGCUGGCAGGGCCCAGCGAGUGACGAGAGCUCCUACCAGCCCUCCGCCCGGCGCUGGGGGACCUCCAGGAAGGCGAAGGCUACGGACAAGCUACGGGAGGAGGUCCGGCUGGAGGGCCCACUAGAGUAAGAAGCACCCCUCUCCCCCAUCCCAGGACUGGCGGUUAACGGAGCCGCAGGAGUAAGGAUGGCCUGGCUCUGACCUAGAGGGAUAAGGUUGCCAGCACAGGGUGCUCAACCAACUGGACAUCUGUAGGAGCCAAGUGGGUGGCAGGGGAAG